Acanthisitta chloris (rifleman) is the source of this 1441-nucleotide messenger RNA. RefSeq names its product fatty acid desaturase 1-like. The record is from RefSeq and is a predicted model, not a curated record. Gene Ontology annotation, molecular function: oxidoreductase activity, acting on paired donors, with oxidation of a pair of donors resulting in the reduction of molecular oxygen to two molecules of water. The coding region runs from base 1 to 1254 and encodes 417 amino acids. NCBI's taxonomy places the organism in Eukaryota, Metazoa, Chordata, Aves, Passeriformes, Acanthisittidae. The transcript is spliced from 11 exons. Gene Ontology annotation, biological process: lipid metabolic process. Gene Ontology annotation, cellular component: membrane.
AUGUGGGGCUUGAGGAAGAUUAAGAUGCAAGCUAAAGACAAAACAGAGACAGAGGAGUAUGUGGCUGAGGUGAUGUAUCUUGGGGUUCAACAGGAGAUGAGAUAUCCUGUGUCUGUGUUUCAGGAUCCUUUCAUAGCAUUUCAUCUUGACAAGACACUGGUAAGAAAGUACAUGAGCCCACUCCUGAUUGGGGAACUGGCACCAGAUCAACCCAGCUUUGAGCCCAGCAAGAAUAAAAAGCUGGUGGAAGAUUUCCGUGAGCUCCGUGCGACCGUGGAGAAGAUGGGACUGCUCACCCCCAACCACACCUUCUUCCUCCUGUAUCUCUGCCACAUCUUGCUGUUGGAUGUUGCAGCUUGGCUCAUCAUCUGGUAUUUUGGAGCAUCCACACUCCCUUUCCUCUUCUCUGCAGUGCUUCUAGGCACUGUCCAGGCCCAGGCUGGCUGGCUGCAGCAUGAUUUUGGACACCUCUCAGUCUUCAGCAAGUCCAGGUGGAACCACUGGGUGCACAAGUUCGUGAUCGGCCACCUGAAGGGAGCCCCAGCCAGCUGGUGGAAUCACCUCCACUUCCAGCACCACGCUAAACCCAACUGCUUCCGCAAGGACCCUGAUGUCAACAUGCAUCCCUUGUUUUUUGCUUUGGGAAAAACCCUCUCUGUAGAGCUUGGUGUGCAAAAGAAGAAAUUCAUGCCUUACAACCACCAGCACAAGUACUUCUUCAUCAUUGGUCCCCCAGCCCUGGUGCCUCUCUACUUCCAGUGGUACAUCUUCUACUUCGCGGUGCAGCGGAAGCAGUGGGUGGACUUGGCCUGGAUGCUGUCCUUCUACAUCCGAUUCUUUCUCACCUACUUGCCCUUCCUGGGGGUGAAGGGCACCCUGGGGCUCCAUCUCUUAGUCAGAUUUAUAGAGAGUAACUGGUUUGUCUGGGUUACACAAAUGAACCACAUCCCAAUGCACAUCGAUUAUGACAAGAAUGUGGACUGGUUCUCUACCCAGCUCCAGGCAACCUGUAAUGUUCAUCAGUCCUUCUUCAAUGACUGGUUUAGUGGACACCUGAACUUCCAAAUUGAGCACCACCUGUUCCCCACAAUGCCAAGACACAACUACUGGAAGGUGGCUCCUCUGGUGAAGUCCCUGUGUGCCAAACAUGGCAUUGAGUACCAGUGCAAGCCACUGCUCACAGCCUUUGCAGACAUCGUGCACUCUUUGAAAGAUUCAGGGGAGCUCUGGCUUGAUGCCUAUCUACAUAAAUAAGCAGCAGUGGAUCCUUGCAGAGGAAUUCCCCAGCCUUGUUGCCUCCUGUGGUGGUCACCAUGAAGAUCCUGCCCAGAGGAGGGGAGCUGGCUCAGCCAGAGGUGGGGAGGUGGCACUGCUCAGUUCCACUGAUGAAUGUAAUUAAUAUGAUUUUGGUUUGUUUUUUUUAUUUUUAAAGAUGUGCUCU